Molecule: messenger RNA, 3042 nt
Organism: Magallana angulata
Lineage: Eukaryota; Metazoa; Mollusca; Bivalvia; Ostreida; Ostreidae
Exons: 11
Coding region: 273-2018 (581 amino acids)
Molecular function (GO): ubiquitin binding
Source: RefSeq, a predicted model, not a curated record
UAAAUAAUUUCACAAUGCAAAAAUUGUCAGAAUUAGAAUGCUCAUGUUUUAUAAACGUUAAGGAUUUUCGUGUUAUGUUGUGAGUAUCUUGAAGGUCUCUUGAGAUUCAUAGAUGAGUUAAUGGAGGGAAAUGAAUAGGCCUGGUCGUAUUAAUAUCGAUAAAAAAUUUUAGUUGGCCAUUGUUUUUAGUUUUUGUUUACUUCCUUUGAUUGUCGUGUGAAUUCAAAUAUAGGUUAUAUAUAUAAGAUGGUGUAGCUGACAGAAGACAGGAAAUGGCAACAGCUGAUACUCAAUCGGCAAAGCCUCGAAGCAGUCGCCGGAGACUUCACAACCCGCAGGUGGAAAAUGACUUUGCCCCAGGAGAUGGGGAACCCCCAGCGAGACCCCCUCCCCUGCAGAGAUCUCGCUCUCUCAAAGAGAGACCAACGAAGCAGUUGGACUUUUAUCAAGCCAUGUCAGACUUUAAAUUGAUGUUUCCAACAAUGGAUACUGAUGUUAUUGAGGCCGUAUUGAGAUCCAACGAUGGUGCUGUAGAUGACACUAUAGAUCAGUUGCUGACUAUGAGUAUUGACUCCGAUGAUAGAGAUUUUGUCGAUAUACCUCCAGAGCUUAUUUCUCCUGUGGAUGCGGGUUGCCCGACAUACCAUGAGAAACGAACGGAAGAUUCUCCACCCUCAUACACUGAAGCUGUCCAAUCAAAUAACUCCAGCAGUAUAUGGACCACCCCCAUCACACAAGCAACGAGUAAAUCCUCUCCCACCCUACCAAAGAGGAGCCCUAUAAGAUCAAAUUCAACCUCAACCCCAAAGACUCACAGUCAUAGCAGAUCAUCUUCCCAUCAUCACAGUAGGUCAUCUCACCAUCAUCACCAUCGAAGAAGCCACCGAAGUCGCCACAGCGAAGACAUGGUGGAUUCUCUAGCUCUGUCGAAUACGGAACCAAAGCGUCCCAUCCCCAGCUCCCCAAUCAGUCGCAGAGCUUCAGGAAAGAGUGGCGGCUUCCGUAACUGGAAUCCCCCCAUGCUCGGAACACUUCCAGACGACUUUCUAAGAUUAACUGUGCCAAAGUCUCCGGACCCACUGUCAUUGGACGGAUUUCUACCGCUACAGAACAGCUCGGAACGAACGCACCACAACAUUAGUAGUAGAAAAAACAGGCACACUGAGAGACUGUCAAACAGUAGCAGUGAGCACAAGAAGAAGAUCUCGCGGAGUCGCAGUGAGCGAGCUCCGGAGAGACCCAAGUGGUCCCAUGGAGGAGACCACUUUCCAAUGGUGCGUGCUCCUCAUGGACAAGUUCAGAAUAUAUCCCCAGGGAUGUCCAAGUCACUGAUUAUCUCUUCACAUGAAUUCAGUCAAGAUAUGCUGGAUGAAAAGUUAAAAGAAAACGAGCGUCGAAGAAGAAAGGCAGUGAAAAAUGUUGAUCUUGAAAUGUCCCAGUAUUUGGAGGACGAAAGACUCGCAAUAGCUUUACAGAACAGUGAAUUUUUACAAGAACUCAGAGGAAAUGAAGACUUUAUGAAAACUUUGGAGAAGGAUCGAAAGGAUAUGGCAACUUUUGAACCUACUGUACUUCCUGCAAUGCAACCUACAGAAACAAUAGCAUCCAAUGGUUAUGGAGAUGACCGUCAGUCCCACUUGGAGCCGUUUCCUUUCACCCCGCCCACCCCCAAACAAGGGGAUGACGACGCAGAACUACGGAGACAGCUCAACCACAUGGGAGGAGCAUCAAAGAAACAGUUUAUGGCUCUGGCAAAGAAGUUUUUCACCAGAAAAAAGAAGAAAAUGACACUGAAACAAAUUCAGAAGGAGAAGCUGGCCCCCUCCAUGAUCAAUCUACUGGACAGCGAUGAAGAGGACUUUGUUCCCGAUGAACCUGUAAAUCCAUAUGACCAAAAGACGGAGAUUGAACCUCUGCCUGAUAGUUUGUUGAGGAUACCCAAUGAGCGGUCAUCUGAUCGACUAAAGACGGGUAACAUGCCAAUCUACCACGACAACAAAGCCACAGACUUUAUAUAAUCCACCGCGAUAAGAAAGCCACCGACUUCAUAUAAUCCACCGCAAUAACGAGGCCAUAGACUAUGAUAAUCACCGCACGACAACAAAGCCACAAACGUCAUAUAAUCCCUGGCCCCUCAUCAGAUAGGAUGGUCAUUGUGUAAGUGUGGAGUGCCAGUAUUAAGUGGUGAUACAUCAGGCCAGUCAUCAAUAGAGACUGUUUAUAUUCAGGGUAUUUUGAAUCCUCUCUCAGACUGAUAAAAAGCAAUUAAUGCCAAUAUAAAACUGUGAACAUUAAUAAUACAAAGCAAUACAAUUUUCUCCCUCACGAAACAAAGGGUUUCAUUUUAGUCGAGAAGAACAGAAUGAUUUUUACUCCAAAGUGAACUUUAAAUAUGUGCAACUUUUUCAAAAUUUUUUUUAGAAAUUCAUAUGUUGAUUAUAUAAAGCUACGGUAUGUGAAAGAUUUUGUUCUUUUUAUCUUUUAAUAUGUCAUUCAUGUUUCUCCCCUCGUGUUUAUUUCAUGUUGAAAAUCAAGCUAGAUUAAGUGUCUCAUGUUUUAUACUCAGUGGUAUCAAUGAUACAUGUUUUUUAAGUCCAUGUACAAUGUAUUUACAGAUGUGAGUUCUUAAUAUAUAUAUACAUAUAUGACAUACAUGUAUAUUUUGUUGUGUGAUAGAUCCAUGUAUAAAUAUAUAAUUAUAUAACGUUUAGAAAUUGUUAAUUGGAGAGGAGAAAUUCAGACAAGUAAAAUACUUGUAAGAAGGAAUCAGAAUGUUUAAGGAAAUGAAAUAUACACGCUUCACCUAUUAAUGCAUGUAUUAUGUAUAUUUUGUGGAUUUUUUACAUGGAGAAGUACAUUUAAGAUACUGUCAAAGAGACCAUUUAACUUCUCGCCGCAUGUAUUAAAUCAUUAUAUUUGGUACAUGUAUGUGAAAAUAUUUGUGGUUUUUAUCAGCAGUGUUUUAGUGCCAGUGAAAUUAAAGUCAGUAUUACACAUGUAUCAUCUAUGUGCUUUAAGUUGAAUCAAUAUUUUAAAGGCUUU